AAAAACAAAUCAUCAUCUACGGCAAAUUCCAAUGAUAAUAAUAAUCAUCAUCAACAGCAGCAACAACAACAACAAGCUGCAGCAUUAAAAACAAUGUUUAACAAUGUAAUGGAAACAAUGGAUCGUUUUCUUGAUACUGAAGAUAAUCUUAUUGUACAGGCAUUAAUGCAAUUAGAACAACGUACAAAUAUAUCGAAACGUUUUUUAGCACGUAUAUUAUUAAUAUUAAUAAUUGGCUAUCUAAUAUUUAGCUAUACAUUUUUGGAUACAUUAUCACGUAUUAUAAUGUUUCUUUAUCCAUCAUAUCGUUCAUAUUAUAAACUUAAAUAUUGUUCACAUUUACAACGUGAAGAUCUUGUUGAUCUGGUCAAAUUCUGGAUAUUCAUGUCAUUCUUUAUAACUGUUGAUCUUUUAUUUGGUAAUCUAAUACCAUUAGGAUUUUUUAUAAAAGGAUUAAUACUUGUACAAUGUGUUAUACCACAUAAUCCAACGGCAAUACAUUUUGUAUAUGAAAAUAUUAUCAGACCAUCGUAUGCAUAUCUUGAAGAAAAUGAUUAUAUACGACAAUUGAAUCAGUAUUUACAGCAACAACAAUCAUAUCAUCAUCAUAAUCAUAAUGAUCAAUUGGAUUCUGAUGAAUUUCAUGUACGAUGAAAUUUAAAGAUUGAACAAACUAAAACAGAACAAAAAAAAAUGAUAAAUGAAUUUUUGCUCAUUCCAUUUCCAUAUGAUGAUGAUGAUUGUCAAAUUUUUUUUUAUAUCUGAUUUUAUAGAUGAAUUUUUAUAUUUCACUGAUAUGAUCACACUAUAUGUUACAUUUCCUUAUUUGUUUAUUUUUCUUUCUAAUAAAAAUUGAAAUGAGAAAAUAAAAA
Molecule: messenger RNA, 872 nt
Organism: Dermatophagoides farinae (American house dust mite)
Lineage: Eukaryota; Metazoa; Arthropoda; Arachnida; Sarcoptiformes; Pyroglyphidae
Source: RefSeq, a predicted model, not a curated record